AAAGACUCCAGCUUUAAAAACCCGCCGCAUUGGUUUAUUCAGCCCUCACUACAGAAGGGAUCGGAUCGCCCGAGAAUUUUCGAUUUUCCCGAAAAUGUCGAGAUCGCGGAUCAGCUUCGGUGUUGCCGCUUUCGCGUUGUUCCUGAUCGCGUCGGCCAGUGCCGAGGACGUCGUCGUGCUGACCGAUAACAAUUUCGAGAAGGAGGUCGGUCAAGAUCGAGGAGCUCUCGUAGAGUUCUAUGCCCCCUGGUGUGGGCACUGUAAGAAGCUUGCUCCUGAGUAUGAAAAACUCGGUUCAAGUUUCAAGAGGGCAAAGUCUGUUUUGAUCGGAAAGGUUGAUUGCGACGAGCACAAGAGCCUUUGUAGCAAGUAUGAUGUUUCUGGAUAUCCCACCAUCAAGUGGUUUCCAAAGGGAUCCUUGGAACCGAAAAAGUAUGAAGGUGCACGGAAUGCUGAAGCCCUUGCUGAAUUUGUAAACAAGGAAGGGGGGACAAAUGUCAGGAUAGUGGCGCCCCCUUCGAAUGUUGUAGUUCUGACUUCAGACAACUUUGACGAGGUCGUUCUUGACGAGAAGAAAGACAUUCUGGUUGAGUUUUAUGCACCAUGGUGUGGUCAUUGCAAGAAUCUUGCACCGACUUACGAAAAACUUGCAGCAGCAUUCAAGACAGAGGAAGAUGUGGUUAUUGCAAACCUCGACGCCGACAAGCACAAGGACCUUGCGGAAAGAUAUGGAGUUAGUGGUUAUCCGACAUUGAAGUUCUUCCCUAAGAACAACAAGGCUGGUGAAGACUAUGACGGUGGCCGGGAUUUGGACGAAUUUGUCACUUUCAUCAACGAGAAGUGCGGAACUUACAGAGAUGAAAAGGGGCAGCUGACCUCCGAGGCCGGUAUAGUCAAGGAACUCGAUAGCUUGGUGAAGGAAUAUGUAAGCGCGUCCUCGUCUGAAGAGAAAGAAUCUAUAUACAAACGGUUGGAAGCGGAAGCUGGCAAGCUUACGGGCUCCGCUGCAAGGUACGGGCAAAUGUACAUGAAAGUUGCUAAGAGUUGCCAGGAGAAAGGCUCCGAUUACGCCAAGAAUGAAAUUCAACGGUUGGAACGCAUGCUCGCUAAGUCAAUCAGCUCGACAAAGGCGGACGAGUUCACUUUGAAGAAGAAUAUCCUAUCGACAUUUGUUCAAGAUCAGUAACGGCUUCCAUAUUGAUGCUUGUAUCCUCAAAGCUUAAGUUUUUGUCGGUAGAUGUUUGAGAUUGCCCUCAAGUUUUUUCCGAGAUGGGAGGAUAGGUAUUAAUGUUUCCACAAGAUUAUCGCUUAAAACUAAUACUUGCUCCGAAUGAAUUUUGAGUUCGCCAUUGCACUUGUGCUUGAAUUUGUUUUGGUAUUUAUGAAGCUUAGUUGAAGAA
Andrographis paniculata is the source of this 1400-nucleotide messenger RNA. RefSeq names its product protein disulfide-isomerase like 2-1-like. Gene Ontology annotation, molecular function: protein disulfide isomerase activity. The coding region runs from base 95 to 1186 and encodes 363 amino acids. The transcript is spliced from 11 exons. Gene Ontology annotation, biological process: protein folding. Gene Ontology annotation, cellular component: endoplasmic reticulum. Lineage: Eukaryota; Viridiplantae; Streptophyta; Magnoliopsida; Lamiales; Acanthaceae. The record is from RefSeq and is a predicted model, not a curated record.